Austrofundulus limnaeus is the source of this 1698-nucleotide messenger RNA. RefSeq lists its product as uncharacterized. NCBI's taxonomy places the organism in Eukaryota, Metazoa, Chordata, Actinopteri, Cyprinodontiformes, Rivulidae. The record is from RefSeq and is a predicted model, not a curated record.
GGAGACAAAGACCUGGCUGUUCGAGGAGAGGACGGACGGCUGUACCACUGGAUCCUGCCUUCUUUCUUCCAGCUGCUCAGAGACCUGACGCGGGAAGGCUUCCAGUUCGCCGUCCUGUUCCGCACGUUUGGCACUGACCUGCCUCGCGUGCUGAGAGGCGUGUCGCGGGCGGUGAGCGACGGAGCCCACCCGCUSUUCCCCGAUCUGCCCGAGCUGAAGCUGAGUGUGAAUUUGACUCCAGGCAAGAUCCGCUGCAGCAAAAAAAACACCGUCCUGAGCCGGGCUGAGGAGAGAGUGUCCUCUCAGGACGGAGAGAGGGGRCUGUACCAGUACAUGAGUUCUGUGCAGGGUCUGGGAGGUUUCCAGGACCACUUUGGUUGGUGGGCUUCCAAUACCUUCUCCAUCCGAGGGGGGAAGCCGAUGUGGAUCGACCCCUUUGACCAACACGUGCAGCACAUCUUCAUAGAUGACAACAUUCGACAGAACGAUGAGGACACCAUCGUUAACCCAAAGGUUUUCUUGGACCCCGGUGGUUCUGACUCCCGCACAGCCUCCACCUUCGAGCUCUACGACAUCACCUUGGUCCAGACCGACCUGCUCCGUGCCAUUUCCGACCAGAGCUACUUCACUCAGCGCGUCUACAUGUGCAUGGAAAACUACGAGAGGAAUCUCCAGCAGGGGGCGACGUAGGACACACUCCAGUCACUGCUUCCUGUGUGACUUUUUAACACGAGGACCUACGGGUCAAGGCAGGGUGCUAAUCGAAGAGAUGUACUGAAUUUUUCUCCCUAAGCUAAGACGGAGGAAUGUUACACAAAUUAUUUAAAAAUUAAACAUUAGGAUAAUCAAAUAUAAAUAAACUCACUCCUAAUAGAAACAUUAGGAGUGAGGUAAGGAGGGUUGCAGUUAUUGCCUGCUGAAAAACCCUUCAGCUGGAGUUUCUGCUUUUAUUUCAGCUCUGAUAGUUUUUAUCAUCAGGUCAGAACUUUUGGAUUGUUUAGAAAAUGUUGUUUACUUGAGUUUAGAAACCAAAGAUAAUAACUGAAUAUUUCUAAAACAACUGAAGCGUCACAUAAAUGAGGACCGGUGUCAGAAAACUGCAGUUGUGAUGGAACUUCUGCAGAGUUUUGGCUUUUAAAUAGGAUUAAAUUUGAAUUAUCUGAUCUUAUCAGCAGUGAGGAUAUUUUCCUGCUGGGUUCACAUUAGAAGAAACCAUUUUCUAAAGCUCCUGUUUAAAUAUAGAAGACAAACCUUAUAAUUCUGUUUGCACUGAAUUAUUCUCUGUAGGGUUUUUUAUAUUUAAAGCACUUUUAGUGAAUUGUUUAAAUUUGCGUGCCACUUUAGCCUUUAAAGAUUUUACCAUAUAUUUAUUGAUAAAGUUUCAGGAAAUUUUAUUUAAAGUUAUUAUUCAGGCUUAAAGAGACGACUGAACGAAAGAGUUUGUAUUAAAAAGCACUAGAAUUAAUUUAUUUUAGUAGAAUUUGAGCCUUGGGUUUCCCUAAAAAUACAUUUACAGACUCAUGAAUGAUUUGAAGCUGUGUGGUGAGUGAUGAAGUGUUUUGAUGAAGUUUUCACAUGUUUGACAUGACGUAAACUUACGAAAUAAAAAACAUCUCUAUCGUGUUUAACAUGAUGAUGCCCUGAAAAUGUAAUUAUCUUUAAAAAAAAUAAAUAAAGAAGUCAAACUUCAAAGCUGUU